This is a messenger RNA of Entamoeba invadens IP1, 1422 nucleotides long. RefSeq names its product 26S proteasome regulatory subunit S3, putative. Gene Ontology annotation, cellular component: proteasome regulatory particle, lid subcomplex; proteasome complex. The transcript has a single exon. The coding region runs from base 1 to 1422 and encodes 473 amino acids. Gene Ontology annotation, molecular function: enzyme regulator activity. Lineage: Eukaryota; Evosea; Mastigamoebida; Endamoebidae. The record is from RefSeq and is a predicted model, not a curated record. Gene Ontology annotation, biological process: regulation of protein catabolic process; ubiquitin-dependent protein catabolic process.
AUGGAAGUUGAAAUCCAGAAAGGGAUAGACCAAUUAGACUCACAAGUAAUCAACACAAUCAACAGCGCGAUUCGGUUGAUAGAAAAGAGUGUCACCGAGAAGGGUGAACACCUCACGAACAAACUGAACCGACAGACGGCGUGGCUACGAAAACACUUGAUCCGCCCUAACAUCCUCUUAACUGCCGUACAAGAACAUGUCACUAAGAAAUCGGCAUUGUUUGAACCAUUAAAAAGUUUUACAGUGUCACACUUCCCAUCAUCUGGAAAUGAUAUGAAUAUAUUACAACCUUUACCAGUUUUCGAGUUUGAUGAUAUCUUGGCUGUUGGAUUGCUGGAGAAGGAAAGUUUCAUAUUACUUUUAGUUGUCAUUGCAUGCUUGGACUCGGGGAAAUUGGCGGAAGGCUUCUUCUGGGCGAAGAAGGCGAUUAGCAGAGCAAGCAAAUUGCAUAUAUCGACUGACGUCCUCAUUGCGAAGUUGUUCUUCUUCUUUGAAAGAAGCGCGGAGUUGUGUAACGUCGACGUCACGAAUGAACUUAUUGUUGCACACACAACCGCGACAUUAAGACAAGCUAACGAAACAAAAGCGACACUUACAAACUUGAUUGUUCGAUCAUACUUGAGUACUUCACAAUAUUCAUUGUGCGAGAAAUUCAUAACGAAGAGUGUUAUCAACCAAUGUGUGUCGAAUCAACAACAAGCAAGGUACUACUACUACCUUGGACGUAUUCAGUGCAUCAAUUUGAAGUAUUCUGAUGCGUACGAAUCGUUGACCACAGCAAUCCGUAAAGCGCCACAACUUCCAAAGGCAUAUGGAUUCCAUGUUUGUGUCACCAAGUGGUUGUCUCUUGUGCAAUUGUUAAUGGGUGAGAUCCCAAGAAGGAAACAGUUCCUUCAGAGCGGAAUGUUGAAUGCGUUGCUUCCGUAUUAUCGAUUAACACAAGCCGUACAAGUUGGAGAUUUGGAAGAGUUCAGAAAGGUUGUUGAAGCAUUCACUGAUUGGUUUGUCGAGGACAAAACUAAUGGCCUUGUUACAAGAAUCAGACAGAACGUCAUCAAAACGGCAGUGAGAAAGAUCUAUGUUUCUUACAGCCGAAUUGGGUUGAAGGAAAUUCAGAAGAAACUCCAAUUAGAGACAGUGGAAGACACUGAGUGUAUUGUCGCGAAAUGCAUUCAAGAUGGCGUUAUUGAUGGUGUUAUCGAUCACGACAACCAGACACUUAUUGGGAAAAACACACUGGACAUUUACACAACUAAUGAACCACAAAUUGUGAUGGAAAAUAGAAUCAGAGGAUGUAUGCAACUCCAAAGAGAUAUCGAGAAGUCAAUGAUCUUCGAGGACAACACAAAGAAAGUGCUUGAGUCUGGUGCGUAUUUCGAUGUUGAUUUACAAGACCAUGGCAUUUAUGGGGAUAUGAGGUAA